UUCUCAUUGUUCUUCUCUCCUUCUCUCACUUUGCUCUUCACACUACUUCUCUUCUCUUUACUUCUAUCCCUUCUUUCGUAAUAUCACCUUUUAUUCAUUCUUCGUUGUAUAUUUUAUUUUGUUCAAUUGAUUCAACAUCCUAGCAUGCCUUCUACAACAGCUACCACUGUGCCUGAAGCGCCCGCAAAGCGUCUCUUUGUUUUUGACUUUGACUGGACUCUUAUCGACGCUGACUCUGAUGAAUUUGUUUUCAAGCACCUCAACACUGAACUCCAUCAAGAACAAUUGGCUUCUGCUGGAAAGGUUCAGUGGACUGACCUCCAGCAGCGUCUUUUGGGUGAAUUGUUUAAAUGUGGUGUUACUAAAGAAGAUAUUGAACGAACUCUGAGCCAGGUCCCGUUCGCACCAGAAAUGAUUGAGGCCUUGAAGUUAAUGAAAUCUCAGGGAUCAGAACUGUAUAUUCUCUCAGAUGCCAACACGGUCUACAUUGAUACUAUCCUCAAGGCUCAUAGCAUUGAUAAUCUGUUCACAAAAGUCAUAACUAAUCCUGCAGCUUUUGACGAACAAGGUCGAUUGAACGUAGUUCGAUUCCAUGGCCUGGACAAAAAACCUCAUAACUGUCCUUUGCCUUGUCAACCAAAUCUUUGUAAAGGCCGUGAGAUUCAGAAAUUGAUCGAUUCGCAAACUUGGGACCAAGUGAUCUAUAUGGGUGAUGCGACCAAUGACUUUUGUCCUUCAACGCGUCUUCAAAACACGGAUAUCGUCUUGGCCCGUAGAGGUUUGUUGUUGGAGCAAGAAAUCAGAAAACGUCCAUAUCUAGUCAAGGCCAAUGUCCUUUAUUGGGAUAACGCACAGGAUGUCUUGAGUGCAACGCAUGCAAUCUUUGAACCUUGCUCUCCAGCAUUGCAGGCGCCUUCUAUCAAGCUCUCCGACGAAAUGCUCCCUAAAGUUGUAUCCACUACUCCUAAUGUCCAAGUACAGGCUGUGAAGGCAUAAAGUCUGCUACAUUAGACAUACAGAUUUUGCGACACCUUUUUUUAAGCCUUUUUUAUUCACUCUGCAGUUUAUUUAUUUUUGAAUUUCAUCUAUAUCAGUCUCUACCCAUCAUUGAGGAUGAGCCUCUUUUCUAUUCUUUUUUUUUUAGUUUUUGCCCUGAUAAAGACAUGAAGG
This is a messenger RNA of Lobosporangium transversale, 1170 nucleotides long. Its product is annotated as putative phosphatase-domain-containing protein. Lineage: Eukaryota; Fungi; Mortierellomycota; Mortierellomycetes; Mortierellales; Mortierellaceae. Gene Ontology annotation, molecular function: phosphatase activity. The coding region runs from base 145 to 996 and encodes 283 amino acids. The record is from RefSeq and is a predicted model, not a curated record. The transcript has 5 exons.